AUGCACCUUCAACCGUAGAUAUUCUAUGCAGGAAAUGGGUGAAGUGAGUCAACAUGCCCUGCAACGAUCCUGCAUCUCUUCGUUCCCCAACAGUGCAGGUUCCAGUAAGAGCUACAGCCCCAUCACUGAAGCGUCUGCUAAAUCCCAUAUCCUAUCGUUACACUGACCUUCUGCGAUCUCGCCGGUCCUACGCUUCUGCAAGUUACUGAUCAUAGUAAGCCAUGGGCCUGUUCAAGAGCGUCCAAAAGGGCUGGAACGACUUCACGCCCAAGGAACGGCACGAGGCUGCAUUCUACAUCCUGGGCAUUGUCUUCUACAAGUUCGGUCUGGAAGCUUUUAACGGCUCGAUCAUCACCCUGGCCACCAAUCGCUACGAUUAUGAUGCUCUUCGCACUCACACACCGCCCAAGACCUUUCAGCGCGUUGGACUCAUGGUCGGCCUCAAUCAAGCGUGCCAGUGCGUGGGGUCUAUUUUGAUCGCACCACUGAUUCGUCGCUAUCCAGCCCGAGUGAUUCUCAUGGCAGCCGUGCUGGUCUUUGGUGUCUUCAGCGCCAUCCUUCUCAUUAUGGACGCGUGCACUGGAGGGACCUUUGUUCCGGUCGCCUUCCGUCCUCACCACCCCGAGAACGACUUCCACUAUUACGGCCGUUACAACACGGACAGCAUGAUCCCGAUCUACUGUGUCGGUGGCUUUAGCUAUGGGAUGGUCGAGCUGAUCCGCCGGAUCAUUCCUCGGGACAUCGUGGGCGGAAAUCUCAAGAGGCUGCGUCGCCUGGAUGCCCUGGUUCAUAUCUUCUAUGAAGUGUCUGGCACCGCUGGCGCUUUCUGCACUGCACUGGUUUUGAUCCCUCGCCUGGGAAAUAAUUACUCCUUCCUUGUGACGCCCGUCUGUUUUGCACUCGCGGCUCUCGCAUGGUUCUUCCUAGGAGAUCAAGUGUUCAAGGCUCAGAAAGCCGAGGCCUCCGAUGACCACCCCCCUUAUGUUCGAGCGGCACUGACCGGAGCCAGGCUCUUUCUGGAGUCCAUCUGGGUGGGUGCCCGGAUCAUCUUCACCACCCGGAAAUUCAUCUGGCUGCUUCCUGGUUACUCGAUUGCACUGUAUGCUCAUCGCUACCUCGAGAGCGCCGUCAUGCCGGCCCUUGCGCGUCGCUAUCUAGGCAAUGCGGCAUGGUCGCAAAUCAUGGUCGGAGGGUCCAACCUCGGAGAGCUGCUCGGGGCUUUUUUUGUGAUUAUUCUCAACAACCGUGUUCGCACGCCCAUCCCUUGGUUGCGAGUCGAUGCGCUCAUGCUUCUCAUCACCUGGUACCUGCCCUUCUGGAAGCCUCGGGUCCGGCACGUCCUGGAUGCUUUGUUUGCUGCCGCCACCUUUAUUCCAAUUUCUUUCGGCUGGGCGGCCGGCGAUGUCUCGCUGGCGGCGUACAUCCAGGCCACGCUGUCCCGGAUGGAAUCUACGUCGAGCAAUGUGUCUGCUCUCGGGGCGGUCAUGGCCUUUCUAUACUCCACCUACAUUGUGCUGUAUGCGGUCAUCUCGCCGAUCCUGGGCAGCUACAUUGACCGGGUGUACGUGGAGACGGGAGGCUCGAACGGCGGGGGCGACAUCCACAGGGCGAUCCGCAAUGUGGCGAGCGUGCAAUUCAGUGUGAUCUCCCUGCUGGUUCUGAUCUCGUCGUUUGUGCCUCGGGGAUCCCUGGCGGUGAAUCCGGUGGUGCUGGAUGAUGAGGAUCUAGAAGAGGAGGAUUGGGGAAAUGAUGUGAUGUCCUCGGGCGCGAGCAUGAUGUCCAUGAUUCACUGAGUGAUACGUAGACGCAGUCGCAGUCUGCAGUACCGUGGUCCGUAGUUACUGUCCAGUAGUUAGCAGUCGGGCAUUCCGUAUUAUCUGAGCUGUGGAGGAGUCUCAGCAGUCAAAAGUC
Aspergillus ibericus CBS 121593 is the source of this 1911-nucleotide messenger RNA. RefSeq lists its product as uncharacterized. Lineage: Eukaryota; Fungi; Ascomycota; Eurotiomycetes; Eurotiales; Aspergillaceae. The transcript has a single exon. Bases 222 to 1793 code for a protein of 523 amino acids. The record is from RefSeq and is a predicted model, not a curated record.